Messenger RNA from Cebus imitator (Panamanian white-faced capuchin), 1971 nucleotides. It is a transcript of the gene FSIP1, whose product is annotated as fibrous sheath interacting protein 1. Lineage: Eukaryota; Metazoa; Chordata; Mammalia; Primates; Cebidae. The record is from RefSeq and is a predicted model, not a curated record. Bases 4 to 1749 code for a protein of 581 amino acids. The transcript is spliced from 11 exons.
UCGAUGGAUAUUAUAAAGGGAAACCUAGAUGGAAUUUCAAAACCAGCCUCAAAUUCAAGAACACGCCCUGGGAGCAGAAGUUCGAAUGCUUCUUUGGAGGUGCUCUCACCAGAACCAGGAUCUUUCAAGGUUGAUACUGUAAGCAGCUUGAACUCUGGUAAAGAGAACCACUCCGAAAGCAGUAGUACAGAGAACAGAAGAACUAGUGAUGAUGAUAAGGGGGAAAACCACUCUGAGAAAAUACAGUUGGCCGAAGAGGGAUCAGAUGAAGAUCUUGAUUUGGUUCAACAUCAGAUAAUCACUGAGUGUUCAGAUGAACCCAAAUUAAAAGAAUUAGAUUCUCAACUUCAAGACGCCAUUCAGAAAAUGAGGAGACUUGAUAAAAUACUGGCAAAGAGACAACACAGAGAAAAAGAAAUUAAGAAGCAAGGCCUAGAAAUGAGAAUAAAGCUGUGGGAAGAACUCAAGUCUGCAAAAUAUAGUGAAGCUUGGCAAAGUAAAGAGGAGCUGGAAAAUACAAAAACAUUUUUAUCUUUGACUGCUGUGUCUGAAGAAACUGUUGGUCCUUCUCAUGAGGAUGAAGACAACUUUUUCUCAGUGUUUCAUACUCAGAUCCCUCCAGAAGAAUAUGAAAAGCAGAUGCAGAAAGUCAGUAAAGAUUUUACCUGUGAUGUGGAAAGAAAUGAAUCAUUGAUCAAAGCAGGAAAGAAACCUUUCUCAAAUACAGAAAAGAUUGAGCUCAGGGGCAAACACAACCAGGAUUUUAUUAAGAGAAACAUUGAGUUGGCCAAGGAAUCAAGAAACCCAGUGGUUAUGAUUGACAGAGAGAAGAGAAGGCUGAUUGAGCUUUUGAAGGACUUGGAUGAUAGAGAUUCUGGGCUCCCCACUUCUGAGGGUGAUCAGUCUGGCUGGGUGGUCCCGGGAGAAGGAUAUGCGCUUGCAGUCAGCCAGCAUCAACAACUUGCUGAAAUUGAUAUCAAACUCCAAGAACUCUCUGCAGCCUCCCCAGUGAUUUCCAGCUUUUCUCCAAGACUUGAACAUCAGAAUAAUCAGGAACCUGACCUUGAUGGUGAAAGAAAUAUGGAAAUAACUCCAGGAGAAAAGGUACUUAGGAACACCAAAGAGCAACGGGAUCUGCAUAAUCGGCUGAGAGAGAUUGAUGAAAAGCUGAGAAAGAUGAAGGAAAAUGUGUUAGAGUGCACAUCACGUCUCUCUGAAGAACAGUUAAAGUGUCUUCUGGAUGAAUGCAUAGUUAAACAAAAAUCCAUCGUUAAACUUUCUUCAGAAAGAGAAAAUGACGACAUUGAAGACGUAACACCUGUGUUUCCCCAGCUUUCCAGAUCCAUCAUCUCUGCAUUACUAAAUGAAUCAGAAACAAAGAUCCAGAAAACUGAGGAAGAAGAAGCAAAUUUGCUUGAGAGUGCAGAAUGUGAAGCUUCUAAAGGCUACUAUCUCACUAAAGCCUUGGCUGGACAUCACAUGUCAGAAGCGCUCAUCAUUGAAGCAGAGAAUAUGAAAUGCCUUCAGUUUUCUGAGGAUAACAUUGUUAAUGACACGAAAGACUAUUUUAUGUCGAAGACUCUUGGCAUUGGGAGACUGAAAAGGCCCUCUUUCUUGGAUGACCCACUGUAUGGUAUCAGUGUGAGCCUUUCAUUAGAAGACCAACAUCUGAAACUCAGUCCUUCAGAGAAAACAGAAACAGGUGAGCAGGAGACUAAAGAUGCAGCAGAAGAAUAUAAAGAAUCCUAAGCAAGGACUUGCUGAGUGUGCUUUUAAGAAAGUUGGUAAUGAAGUUAAAUUACAUUUUUUAUUGAAUUAUUUGAAUUCAAUGAAUGCACUGUAGCAACUAUUCUUUAAUGAUUUUGACAUUUGGAGUCUCUCUUUGUGGAUUAUAUUUCCUUGAUAUUUUUGAGACUUGGGGUGUGAUUGUUCAGUGGUUUUUGUUCAUUAAGAUUUCUGGGAACAUUGUUU